CUCUUUCCCUUCAUCAUCCCUGUCUUCAUUUUCACCCUAUCGAUCUGCAGCUUCUCUAUGAUUCAGGGGCAACAACCUUACAUUGGUAUGGCCACAACACAUUGCCUUGGACAUGGUCCUUAUUAUCAGGCAAACACAUCCUACGUUGUCCAGAAUACAGACACCAACUUUUUGAUUGCAAACAACACUUUUGAAGGCCUCUCAACUUGUCAAUCUUUGCAGGAACAAAACCACAACCCUGGAGAUUUAUUCUCCGGUAGAGAACUUGCAGUUCCUCUUAGAUGUGCUUGUCCCACCAAGAACCAAACUGAGAAUGGCAUCAUGUACCUCUUAAGUUACCUUGUAAACAAGGGUGAAUAUGUUUCACUCAUUAGUGAAAGAUUUGGUGUCAGCACUGAGACCACUCUUGAAGCAAAUAGCCUUACUAUGACACAAGCCACCAUCUAUCCCUUUACAACACUUCUAGUUCCCCUUCAUGAUAGGCCCUCAAAUUCUCAAACCGUUUUGCAAGCUCCACCACCUUCGCCACCCUCACCUCCCUCUUCUUCCACAGGUCAAAGUUCAAGCAAAACGUGGGUGUAUGUAGUUGUUGGGGUUGUUGUUGCCUUGAUAUUAGUUCUUGGUGCUGUCAUUCUCUACAGAUACUGUGGCAAAAGUAAAAGGAAAAAAGAUUCAGUGGUUGUUUCUGAGAGUUUUGGGGCAACUGAGAAACCACAAGAGAAGGGAAUGGAGAAAGUGAACGAAAGUUUGUCAGAGAUUAUAUCUGGCAUAGCUCAAUCGUUCAAAGUGUACAGUUUUGAGGAAUUGCAGCGUGCAACAGAUAAUUUUAGUCAAAGCUGUUUGAUUAAAGGUUCUGUUUAUCGCGGUGUUAUUAAAGGAGAUUUGGCUGCAAUUAAGAAGACAGAAGGAGAUGUUUCGAAAGAGAUAGAAAUAUUGAACAAAGUCAACCAUUCUAAUGUUAUACGCCUCUCUGGGGUUAGCUUCAACGAGGGUCAUUGGUAUCUUGUUUAUGAGUAUGCUGCUAAUGGAUCCUUGAGUGAUUGGAUCUUCUUCAACAACGGGGAUGUGAAGUUUCUGAGUUGGACGCAGAGAAUACAGAUUGCAUUGGAUGUGGCCACAGGACUUGACUAUCUUCAUAGUUCCACUUAUCCUCUCCAUAUCCACAAGGAUCUAAAGAUCACUAAUAUUCUUCUGGAUAAUGAUUUCAGGGCAAAGGUUGCAAACUUAAGCCUUGCGAGGUCUUUGGAAAGAGACGGUGACCAAUUUCCCGCGACAAGACAUAUUGUUGGGACAAGGGGUUACAUGGCUCCUGAGUAUUUGGAAAAUGGUCUUGUUUCUACAAAGCUUGAUGUCUUCGCAUUUGGGGCACUGAUGUUGGAAAUCCUCACCGGAAAAGAGGUUGCUACUAUUUUAGCACAAGAUAAUACUAAUCUGUCUGAUGUUUUAAGUGCCAUACUUGGGGAGGAAAGUGGUCAGCAGAGGUUGAAGGAGUUUAUGGAUCCCUCUCUCCAAGCUAAUUACCCGUUAGAACUUGCUAUAUUUGUGGUUGGAAUGAUAGAUAAUUGCAUGAAGAAAGAUCCAACAAGUCGCCCUGCAAUGUAUGAGAUUGUGCAAUCUUUGUCCAUAACCUUGAACUCUUCAUUGAGUUGGGAAAUGUCAGUGAAUAUCUCAGGAUACUAGAGUAGAGCUUUAGCAGGAUUUCUUGAUGGUAAAGUUGUUGAAACAGGAUGCUUCAAUUAAUCUACUAUAUUCUGUAUUUCUGUUAACUUCUUCUGUUUGCUUUAUCAAUAUGUUA
Gastrolobium bilobum is the source of this 1795-nucleotide messenger RNA. Its product is annotated as protein LYK5-like. Gene Ontology annotation, biological process: protein phosphorylation. The record is from RefSeq and is a predicted model, not a curated record. The coding region runs from base 58 to 1680 and encodes 540 amino acids. Lineage: Eukaryota; Viridiplantae; Streptophyta; Magnoliopsida; Fabales; Fabaceae. The transcript has 2 exons. Gene Ontology annotation, molecular function: protein kinase activity; ATP binding.